UAGCGAAAAAAGAAGUAAGCUCAAGUGUCAACAAUCGUGAUUUGCCUGUCUGAAAUCCUGUCAAUCAUGGUAUCUGGAAACAGUUGUUGCGCUCCGAAUUGCAUCAAUUCGGCCAGGACAUGUAAUUUGAGCUUCUUCCGAUGCCCCAAGGACGUCAAGAGAGCCGCCCAUUGGCUUCAAAACGCCGGAUUAGUCGUGGAUGUCCUCUCACCGUCCUUUAAACCACAAAGUUACCGAUUCUGUAGUGAUCACUUUGAGCGUGUCUCAUUCAUGAACGAUACUAAAAAGAGCCUGACCCAUUCGGCCUCCCCAACCAUUUUCAAUGUCCCCACCCCUAACCAACAGUCCCUACCCAUUGAUGUGACCAUAAAACCGGAGAUCGACCCAGAUGACUUCGAUCCUGUAGUCCACAACUUUUCCGAUGUUAAUUUGAUCAAAUUGGCAUUCCGUUCAUGGCUGAUGAUAACCAGGGAUCAAUUAGACCUACUGACCACAGGUGGAUGGCCCAUCAUUUCCAUGAUGGUCCUGGCCAACCUGGAAACUGGCCAAUAUAUUGCUCGAGUGCUAAACCGAACUUACAAAACUGGACAGUUUCACAAUGAAACUGACUUAGAGACGAUUUGCCUUGAGUUCUUCAGCGGUCAGUAUCCUUGUUUAGGGCGGGAUUCGAAGGUCUUGUUGGACAGUGACUUUCCAAUGAACUUGCAAUUUUCACCCAAUUGCCGCCAACUCUGCUUUGAAGGCUCGAAACCCGAGAGUUUGGAUGGUAUCAUGUGUUACCAUUGCUCUUUGAACGAUAACGAAGGAUCUUACAUUGAUAAAUCCGAUGAGCCUUAUUGGCCUUUAAGCAAGGACGAAUUCGAGCCAGAAGAAAGCCAAGGCAAACCUGCCAUACCUACCAUACCUACCAUAAAGGGCGUUGUAAAACAGACGUUGAGGAAACCUCGGCCAAAAGAAGGCAAAACCUUCACCAUAGAAUGGGAGGGCAAAGAUAUCAGUCUGAAUCUUCAAGUUGAUCAGGACAAAAAGUGGACUUGUCCCAUUUGCUCCGCCCAAAUCGCGCUGUUCCCCCGGAUGCACUUGAAACGUCAUUUGUUGUACAAUAUCAAAUGCGAGAUUUGCUCCCAACCUCAUCUGUGUCCCUUAAAACUUUGGGAUCACCAUCAAGGCGAUCAUAUCAAUGUCGAGGUGUGGGAAGUCAAAUGUGUCCUUUGUUCCGAAGUCCUAGAUAUCAAGGAGUCUCGUAACAAGUACUCGGAUCAUCUGAUUGUGUGCAAGAGAAAACAGAACUAUUUGAAGUUCCAUCAGGCACCCAAGAAGAGCAAACGAACCGAUCCCAAGGUGUGUGACCUGUGUGGAAAAACCUUUGCCGUUCCAGGAUUGUUGAGGAAACACAUUCGAGUGGUUCACGAAAACAAAGUGAUGACAUGGAAGUGUCAUUUAUGUUCAGCUGAGAUGAAUGCCAGGAAGAAGGCCAAUCACUUGCGUCAAAGACAUCUCUACUCUCGGUUUCAAUGUCCGGUUUGCUACCAAAGAGACCGGUCAGCCCGAGAUUUUUACGCUCAUGUGAAGGAGAAACACCCGGGUCAAGUGGAGGUCUUUCCAUGUCCGGAGUGUAAGGCGGAUUGUUCCAUAGAUCCUGGAAACGGUGGUCCGAACUUCGUGGAUCACCAUGAACAAUGUCUGUCAGAUCGGUUGAAGCAAAUGAAGCGGGAUGAGAAGGAACGAAGCUUGGCCAAACCGUUGAAAUUUGCUUGCCCUCAUUGCCCGAAAAAGUUCCAGUUGCAAACCUUGCUCAACAGUCAUGUCAGAGGUCAUAAAGAGUCCGGUCAUUUAUGCGCGGAAUGCACUUACCGGACUCAUAAAGCGGAUCUGCUCAAGGCUCAUAUGAUCCGUGUUCACGGUCCAAAAUCUGAGAACACUCGGGGAGAGUCGGAGCUUGUGAAAGCCGCUGAUGGAGAUCUCCAAUGCUCGGUUUGCGAGACAUUCUUCCCUAGCUCAGUUGCUCUUGAAUAUCACAAGCAAACGAAUCAUGUAAACCAAAGCGUUGGAUUUCAAUGCAGAGAAUGCUUUCAGAUAUUCAAAGUAGAGAAGGACAUGGAAUCCCAUAAGAGUCUGGUCCAUAAUUAGUAUUCUUUGAACCUCUUCGGCAUCGGGAUGCUCUCAGACUUCGAAAUUAUUGUUAUAUUAUGAAUUGAAUGCGGUCAUAGAUGGUCAUUCUAUCGUUGAACUUUAACCGCUUAUCAUAAGUUAACUUUGUUUUGAGUUUCAUCAUAAAAUGAUAAUACCAUAUGA
Molecule: messenger RNA, 2295 nt
Organism: Tigriopus californicus
Lineage: Eukaryota; Metazoa; Arthropoda; Copepoda; Harpacticoida; Harpacticidae
Product: transcriptional repressor CTCFL-like
Exons: 2
Coding region: 67-2130 (687 amino acids)
Biological process (GO): regulation of transcription by RNA polymerase II
Cellular component (GO): chromosome
Molecular function (GO): chromatin insulator sequence binding
Source: RefSeq, a predicted model, not a curated record